Messenger RNA from Pungitius pungitius (ninespine stickleback), 11876 nucleotides. RefSeq names its product neurobeachin-like 1 (gene nbeal1). Bases 415 to 8805 code for a protein of 2796 amino acids. Gene Ontology annotation, biological process: intracellular protein localization. The transcript is spliced from 54 exons. Lineage: Eukaryota; Metazoa; Chordata; Actinopteri; Perciformes; Gasterosteidae. Gene Ontology annotation, cellular component: membrane; cytosol. The record is from RefSeq and is a predicted model, not a curated record. Gene Ontology annotation, molecular function: protein kinase binding.
CGGAAGUUGAUGUCGGUUGGCUCUACGGUGUCAAUACCGGCAGCUUGAUGCUGUUACAACAACUCUCCCGACGACGUCAGUGACAGUUGAGUCCUUUCGCUGCUCAGUGCAAACGCUGCUGGGCAAAACCCUCUGGAAGAGCCUAUUAAGUGGAUGCACGCAGGCCCAGCUGCGCCGAGUCCUCCCUGCGAUCUGCACGGUUUGUCCUCCUCCAUGGAAUAAUUCUCGGGACAGUUUUCUGCCUCGGUGCCCGCCCGCCAUCCAUUUUGAUCGCAUCCGAAGGGAGUGUUGCAUCUUGCGAGAGUUGGGACAGUCGUGAUGCUGGGAGUCGGAGGCCAGCGUCGGAGACCAUGAGGCGGACAGGGAAGUGACCUCGGUGGACUCUACGGCCUGAGGGUGCCGCUCACUGGCACCAUGGCAUCCAAAGAGAGACUGUACGAGGUCUGGAUGCUCUACUGCACCAAGAGGGAUCCGGACUACCUGAAGUUAUGGCUGGAGAUUUUCAUCAGCUCCUACGAGCAAUGCCUGGAUGUGGACUUUGAAAAGCCUCUGUCGAGGCCCGAGGAGGUGCCCCCGGUGUUGACGCUCCUCCCUGACAACAUCCUGCAGGUUCUGCGCCACCAGCUGCUGCAGUGCGUCCAGAAAGCUUCUGACGGCCUGGAGCCAGAGCAGCAGAACCUGGCUCUGCUGCUACUGAAGUUCCUCAUUGUCAUCUGCAGGAACCUGUCCAACGUGGAGGAGAUCGGCACCUGCUCUUACAUCAAUCACGUCAUCACCAUGACAACACUCUACAUUCAGCAGCUGAAGAGCAGGACCAAAGAGAAAGAGAUGGCGGACCAGAGCCAGGCGGAGGAGUUUGUCCGUCACGCACUAGCAUUCUGCGAGAGCCUCUAUGACCCGUACCACAACUGGAGGCAUCGAACCUGCGGGGAGCAGCUGGGCAAGGUAGAGAGGAGCAGGCAGAAGUACAAAGCGGCUCCGCUCACCGUGGAGUUUGUUCCUUUCUUUUACCAGUGCUUCCAGGAGAGUGAGCACCUGAAGGAGAGCCUGAAAUGCUGCCUACUCCACCUGUUCGGAGCCAUAGUAGCUGGUGAUCAGAGGAAUGCUCAGCUUGCCAUUUCUCCAGCCACCAUGGAGGUGUUGAUGCGGGUGCUGGCCGACUGCUCCAUGGGGGGCUGCUCCUCGGACGAGGGCGAGGACUGGGACAGCGAGGCCCCCGACCACAAGGCGCUGCUAACCCUGGGAUGCCUGCGGGAAGUGGUGCAGCGCCUCCUGGCCUCGAGCUCCGACCAGCGGCAAGUUGAGAUCGCCUCUGUGCUGGAAAACUACUUCAAGCUGCUCAACUCCGACCCGGCAGCCGUUGUAGCUUCCCAACUUCAAGAGCAGCAGCAGCAGCAACAACAACAGCAACAGCAGCAGCAAAAACAACAACAACAGCAGCAGCAAGCAAAGGGCAGCGUGCCGACGCUUGGCCGACACUGGGAGAGCCGGUUUGUUGCCCUGCAAGUAAAUAUGCUAGACACCAUCAGGGACAUGUUCCUGUGUUCAGACCGUCCGGUUCUACAAGCCAUUUUCCUCAACAGUAACUGUUUUGAACAUCUGACGCGACUUCUGCAAAACAGCAAGCUGGUUAACGCGAGAUGCACUGCGGCAGACAAGGACCAGAAAGAUAUAACCAACAACAGGUUACUGACAGGAGAGAGGGACACUCAGGUGUUUCAAGGGCGACUAGACUCCCUCGCUGUGGCGACCAUCAAAGCCCUGACAACGGUGAUGCGUAAAUCUCCUGCUGCAAAGGAGGUGUUUAAGGAGAGGAUCGGCUACAAUCAUCUGUACGAAGUGCUCACCUCACUCGGCCAGCCGUCGCGACUCCUCCUCAAGGAGCUGAUGAACAUGGCGGUGGAGGGGGAGCACACCUCAGUGGGGCUCCUGGGCAUCAGCAACGUGGAGCCCUUGCUGCUGCUGGCCCAGUGGCUCCCGGAGCUGGACUCGUCGGAGCGGCAGCUGUUCACGGCCGACUGGCUCCGCCGCCUCAGCUGCCUCAACCGCCAGACCCGUGCCACGUGCGUCAAUGCCGCCAUGAUCAUGCGAGUGCUGGCGGGCCUGGAGCGCGACCAGCGGCUACACCGGGCGUGCGCUGAGAGCUUGUUGGGGCUGGUGGGCUCACUGGGCUCCCAGUCGUUGGCCGCCGGGGAGCUCCUGGGACUCCUUCGCCUUCUCAGGCCUCCAGAAUCCACGCAAGUUCACCCAUAUGUGGGUCCCGCCCUGAGGGCCCUACUGGCUAUGGUGCGAAAGCAAGGCCUGGAGAGCGCCAUGCAGUAUUUUGACCUGACCCCCAGCAUGGCGGGCAUUGUGGUUCCAACAGUGCAACGCUGGCCCGGCUCGGCCUUCAGCUUCCUCGCCUGGUUGUCGCUAGACCAGGACCAGCUGGGCCCACUUAGCAAAGACAAGAGGAAGCAGCUCUACAGCUUUUUUACCCCUGGGGGGACGGGAUUCGAGGCUUUUAUCAGCUCAGCGGGUGUGCUGGUGGUGGCCGUGUGCACAAAGAAAGAAUACGUCACAGUCAUGCUGCCCGACUACUGUUUCUGUGACUCGCUCUGGCACAGUAUCGGUGUGGUUCACGUACCGGGAAAGAGGCCAUUUGGACAGAGUCUCGUAUACAUUUACGUGGACGGGCAGCAGAAACUGUCCGCCCCCCUCAAGUAUCCCACCAUGACAGAGCCAUUAAUUUCCUGCUGCAUCGGCUCAGCGGGCCACCGGACCACCACUCCGCCUCCCUCACAGAUCCCGGACCCUCCCUUUUCCUCCGUCACCACCCCCACCACUCGCUCCUCGCUGGGGGCCAUCUUGUCGCCGCAGACCUGGGGGGGCCUGCUGGGGGGAAAGCCGGAGUCUCUGACCAAGCUCAUCUCUGCAGGGACCCAGGACAGUGAGUGGGGGAGUCCUACCUCACUGCAAGGCCAGCUAGGAGGCGUCAUGGUCUUCCAUGAACCCCUGCAGCCCAACCACAUAAAAGCCAUCUGUAGUGCUGGUCCAAAUUGCAUCUCUCCAUUUAAAGCCCAGGAGUCUGAAUUCGGCGACCUCUCAACCAAAUUGCUGCUUCACUACUCACCCAAGGCGUGUAGGAACCCCAUCUGUCUCGAUCUGUCUCCGAACAUGCUGCAUGGACGCCUGACUGGCAAUAAAGUGGUCAACUGGGAAAUCAAGGAUAUGAUCAACUGUGUGGGCGGUCUGCCGGUGCUCUUCCCCAUCCUGGAGCAGCUGACUCUGAUCAUCCCGGAUCAACAGCCCAGUGAUCCUGCCGCCGGGUCAGAUUUAAUUACUCCUGAUGUGACCACGCCACCCGACGGAGAUUGGGUCCUAUUGCCAUCCAACAGGGCUUCAGAGGCACGCCUGGAGAAGAAUCUGGUGGCCACUUUCUUGUUGGUUCUAAAGCAUUUCCUGCAGAGGCACCCUAUCAACCAGGAGAAUCUGCUCCACUCGCAUGGUGUCGGCACACUGGGAGCCCUGCUGCAGAAGCUGCCAGCAGGUCAUGUGGACGUCAGCGUCCUGGUCGCUAUGCAGCUGCUGAUAGAACAGGUGACCUAUGAGAAGAACCAGGUUCUGCUGCAGCAGCUUCACACACACCUGCUGUUCAACUUUAACAUCUGGAACAAAGGAGACUUCCCUUUACGCAUAGGUCAUAUCCAGUACAUGUCCACUGUCAUCAAAGACAACAGGAAGCAGUUCAGAAAAAAAUAUGGAGUCCAGUUCCUCCUGGACACCGUGCGCCUUUAUUACGGGCGAGGCACCAGCAAUAAAGAGAGCGACCUCAGCGAGGACGACGUCUGCACCAUCCGGGCGUCUCUCUGCGGCCUCAUCAAGUACUACAUCAGCAAGGGCAUGUCGCAGGAGGAGAUGCAAAGCAUUCUGGGAUACAUCGCUGCCAUCGGAGACGAGGAGCAGCUGUGUGGCAUGCUGGAGUUGUUACUCAGCCUUCUUCAGACCAGUCCUGCCAGGGACCAGCUCUUCCUGCUCCUCUUCGAGCCCGGUGCCGCCGACUCCUGCUACGCUCUUGUGCUCAACAACAAAUACUCAGACCGACUGCGGGAGCUCGUCUUUAAGUUGUUUGAGCGCAUGUUACGCUGCGACCGCGUCUACGAGAAGAAUAAGCAGCGCUUGCGGCUGAGGGAGACGGGUUACGCCGGCCUGUCGCUGCUCUUAUCCGAAAUUCACAUCACUCCUACACUGAUCCGCUGUCUCCUCAACCAGGUCCUCCACACAGACCACGUGGUGAACUACAAGGACCUGAUGGCCCUGGUCCAGCUCACUCACCGGGCCGGACCCAGCGAACGUCUCCUCGUCUGCAAGAGGGUGUACCAGCUGCUACAUUCCCAACAAGACGCUGCCGUCCAGAUCUCUAAGCAGCAGUGUUGGCAGGACACCCUCGUUCGGCUCUACCUGCGUAGCGACGGGUCCCAGCCGCAGCGGGGCACCGACACCAUCAGCGCCUGCAGUCUGGACCUGAGUCGUGGCGGAAGUGCCGCCAACCGCCUGGAGCUGCCCCUGGAGAAGAGGGUGCGGGCAGGUAGUGGCGGCCGUCUGGAGGACGACCGGCUGAGUGUAAGCGACAACCGGUCGGUGGACAGCCUGGAGAGCGGCGACGUCCUCUCGUUGCUGGACACGCCAUCCUCCUCGGCCUCAGCCGAGCCGCAGCCGCACGUCAAGCCCUGGUCGGUGGGGAAGUCUGGCGGCUUGAUGCUGGAUCUGUCCCACCUGCAUUCCUUCGAGGUCGGGGACGGCGGCUGUCAAACACCCGGCAGUCCGGCCAGCACGCCGUCGCCGCUGGAGACUUCUAAGCCUUUCCCAGGGAGCACUGGAGAGCGUGAUGCGACCUCGUCCCUGGCAGAGGACAGUUUUCUCUUCAGCGACAACAUCUCAUUGGGGGAGUCCUUCAACAACGCCGAGCGGGCAGAGGAGGAGCUGUGCCACAUGCUGCUGGAGAUCUUGCUGUACGUGAUGUGGCGCGGGGUCGAAGGCUCGGACGACUCAGCGUGGUUGGAGCGCGGCCAGGUCUUCUCUGCCCUCGCCAAGCUGGCGACCGCAAAUGAACUGCUGCUGCCCGUCGACCGAAUCAAGCUGAGUCUAAUGGAACGCAUGUUGGAGUGGGCGGUGGUUGAUAACCGCGAGGCGUCGGCCGCCACGUUGCCACAGCACACGGAGAAUGCCGUGCGCUUGCUUCACAUGGUGCAGGACUUCUUGCAGGCGGAGGGCCUGGUCAACCCGGCGCUGUGGACAGAGAAGGUGCUGGAGGAGACGGUCACCCUGAUGGACAGCCUUAUGGUGUGGUACUCGGCCGGCACUCAGUGGUUCCAACUCUCCCAAGUUGGACUGCGGCUGCUGCUGGGCUUCAUGGCUCAGGAAGACCCUGAAGUGUGUGCCUUGGCCACAGCCAAGCUCAACGGCAUCCUGCAGACCAAGCAGGUGUCCAGCCAGGACGAGGCCUGCUACCUCCUGGGUAGGGUGGAGGGCAUCCUGCGGCGCUCCAUCCAGGAGCAAAGGGAGGAGACGUACUGCUUCCUUGUCCCCCUGCUGCGAACGCUGCUCGCCAAAGUCCACCGCCUCCUCUUCAUCGAGCUGCACCUCCCCCAGCUGCCCGACACCAACGGCAGCCCAUCCUUCUUCGAGGACUUCAAAGUGUACUGCGACUCCCCAGAGUGGCGCGUCUACCUCGACAAAUAUAUUAUUCCGUACAUGAAGCAGUAUGAAAUUGAAACAUUCAGCCAGGGCCACGAGACCAUGGCUCUCUACUGGAAGGAGUGCUACGAGGCGUUCAUGGUCAGCCUGCAUAAGAGAGAGAGGGAGAGGGGUGAGAGCAAGAUCCGCUUCCAGGAGCAAUUUGUGGAGCCUUUCUCACGCAGAGGGCGGCAGGAGAAUUUGCGCUACAACAGCAUGUUGAAGCAGCAGCACAGCCAGAACAGCGCCACCCUGAGGCAGUGGAAGGCAGCACGCCGAGGUCUGGUGUGUGAGAGAGGGACCUGGGCUGACAGGCAGCAGGACGAAAUGCACUGGAGGGUGUCCAGCGCCGAGAACUUCUCCCGCAUGAGGCUAAAGCUGGUCCGCAAUUACAACUUUGACCCACACCGAGAAGCCAGCGCUCUGAGAGACAACCUGGGUGUUCAUCAGAAGCGGGUCAACGCAGAGUCUCUGCUACUAGAGGCUGCGAAGCAGGUCAAAGUCAGCGACCUGGAAGACGACAUCCUGGAGCUGCCGGAGGACGACCCGACCGCCGCCAACAACCAAAUUGAAGCAGAGGAGGCGGGCCAGAAGGAGAAGCUAGUGCUGUGGGAGGACUGCGAGCUGGUGACUGUGGUGGACGUGGUGCCCGGCCGCCUGGAGCUUACCACCCAACACAUCUACUUCUACGACAGCAGCCAGGAGAAAGAGGAAGGAGUGGGCCACGAUUUCAAAUGGCCCCUGUCUCAGAUUAGAGAGGUCCACCUUCGACGGUAUAACCUACGCCGCUCUGCUCUGGAGAUCUUCCUCAUUGACCAAACCAACUACUUCCUCAACUUCAAGAAGGAGGUGAGGAACAAGGUCUACAGCCGCAUGCUGCUGCUGCGAUCGCUCAGCCUCUAUGGAACCCGCUCGCCCCAGGAGCUCCUCAAAGCCUCUGGACUUACACAGAAAUGGGUGAACCGGGAGAUUUCCAACUUCGACUACUUGAUGCAACUCAACACAAUUGCAGGCAGAACGUACAACAACCUGGCUCAGUAUCCAGUGUUUCCCUGGAUUCUAGCUGACUACACUUCAGAGGAGCUGGAUCUGUCUGAUCCCCGUGUAUUCAGGGACCUGUCGAAGCCAGUGGCGGUUCUCAACGAACGCAAUGCGAAGGCUGUUAGAGAAAAGUAUGAAAGUUUCGAGGACCCAACAGGCACCAUCGACAGGUUCCAUUAUGGCACCCACUACUCUAACGCUGCUGGAGUGAUGCACUACUUGAUCAGGGUGGAGCCCUUCACAUCUCUGCACAUCCAACUGCAGAGCGGACGGUUUGACUGCGCCGACCGCCAGUUCCACUCCAUCCCCGCGACAUGGCAGACCCUCAUGGACAACCCGAACGACGUCAAAGAGCUCAUCCCAGAGUUCUUCUACUUUCCAGAAUUCCUUGAGAACAAAAACGGCUUCGAUCUGGGUCGCCUGCAGAUCUCCAAGGAAAGGGUCAAUGAUGUCAUUCUGCCCAAAUGGGCCAAGUCCCCCGAGGACUUCAUCUACAAACACCGCAAAGCCCUGGAGUCAGAGUACGUAUCGGCUCACCUUCACGAGUGGAUCGAUCUCAUCUUCGGUUACAAGCAGAGGGGCCCCGCAGCGGUAGAGGCCCUAAACGUCUUCUACUAUUGCACAUAUGAGGGAGCGGUCGACCUGGACGCCAUCACAGACGAAAAGGAACGCAAGGCCCUGGAGGGCAUGAUCAGUAACUUUGGACAGACGCCCUGCCAGCUCCUCAAGGAGCCUCAUCCAGUGCGACUACCUCUGGAGGAAGUGGAGAAAAGGAAGGCUCAGCUUGACUCGUGUCAUUUCAGCAUGUUCGAACACCUUAGCGACCUCAAGUCCUUCUUUGUCGAGGGCAUCAGUGACAACGUGCCGCUAGUUAAAGCCGUGGUGCCAAAGAAUCAGUCCCAUUCCUUCAUCACUCAGGGGAGCCCUGACACCUUGGUGACGGUGAGUCAGAACUGCCUGGUUGGGACCCACGGGUGGCUGCCUUACAACAAGAAUAUCUCCAACUACUUUACCUUCAUCAAAGACCCCACCGUGUUCAACGCCAAGACCCAGCGUUUCCUCUCUGGACCAUUCGCCCCUGGCGUGGAGGUAACCGCGGGGCUCUUUGUGGCCUCCCACGACGGCAAGCUGCUUUUCAGCGGCGGCCACUGGGAUAACAGCCUCCGGGUCACCUCCCUGGUUAAGGGCAAGACUGUGGGACAGCACAUCCGACACAUGGACAUUGUGACCUGCUUGUCAACAGACCACUGCGGCAUCCACCUGAUCUCCGGCUCCAGAGACACAACCUGCAUGGUGUGGCAGGUUCUGCAGCAGGGUGGAGCUCCUGUGGGUCUUCAUCCCAAACCAGUUCAGGUGUUGUAUGGACACACGGACGAGGUGGUCAGUGUCAGCAUCAGCACAGAACUGGACAUGGCUGUUUCCGGAUCACGGGACGGGACGGUGAUAAUCCACACGGUGCGUCGGGGUCAGUACAUGCGUUGCCUGCGGCCGCCGUGCGACAGCUCCCUGCCGCUCUCCAUCCUCCACCUGGCCGUUUCUUGGGAGGGUCACCUGCUGGUCCACACCUGCCUCGAAGGCAAAGCAACGCUCAAGGAUAAAAAUGCCCUCCACCUUUACUCCGUUAAUGGGAAGCACCUCUGCAGCGAGCCUCUGAAGGAGCAGGUGACCGACAUGUGUGUUUCUGGGGAGUUUGUGGUCAUCGGCAGCGAGCAGGGAUACCUGUCCAUCCGCGACCUCUACAGCCUGUCGCUGUCCGCGGAGCCCAUGGCCAUGAGGGUGCCGGUCCGCUGCGUCUCGGUCACCAAGGAGCAGAGCCACGUCCUGGUGGGCCUGGAGGACGGCAAGCUGAUCAUCGUGGGCGUGGGCAAGCCGGCGGAGGUAAAGAGCUCGCUGAGGAACUACAUCGCUCAGAGCCUGGAGGGAUCGCCGCUCUUGGCCUCCCCCCUGCUGGCCCCGCUGCGGGCCCGCUCGCCGACCCGACUGCUCCACCAGCGCGACCAGCUGGUGUUCAGCCCCACUUCCAGCUCCCAUAAACCCAGGCGGCUCUAGUUCCCCGCACCCCACCUAGGCAAUCACACACACACACACAGACACAGAUGCACCUGCUGCACAUAUUGCCUGUGUUGCAAUGCUUAAAAGGCUUAAAGACCUUUUAAUGUAGCCCACCCCUCCUUCUCAGGGAUGGUUGUCGCCCCUACAGUUCUUUAUUCCUCCCUAAUCAAACCACACACACAGACUUGGGUAUAUCCGUGCCAAACAGAUUUAACUCUUUAGGUGGACUUUUUGUGCUUACCUCAUUCUUGCAAUGUUUGACAUGAUUGGGCAGUUGACCAACUCCAACCCCUGCUGUUUACCCAAAGUGUCAAUAUGUGGCGUGCUUGUGUGUACUUCACCACUACAACAAAUAUGCUGUGAAACAAAACUUAAGACUAAUUAACCCUUUCUGCAAAUUCAAGCCAUAUAAAAAUAGUGUAGCCACAAUCUAAUAAUGCAAACCAAUAAUCCUGUGUUAAGAUCGACUUUAGUGUUUUGAUAGUGAUAAAUAGUGCGGUAGUGUAGAUGGGCUCGAUGUCAGCAUUUAAUCAUCAUAUGUGAACCAUUGCACCGUUCUGCUUUUCAUCUUUUCUCACCAAAGUGAAUCAACCGGUGAUUGACUCGCCUCCCAAGUCAAUCAAGCUGCAAUGAACUAAUCGAUCACUCAUGAAUCAUAUCGCUCCUUUCUUUCUUCCCGGUUUCCUUUGACUUCACGUUUCACCUCCCCCGCCCUUCUCCCCUCCAUCCCACUUCCUCCUCUUCUUCCUCUGCUUUUCGCAGAUGCGCUCGGGCCAGAUCACACGGAAACUGUGGGGCUCCAGCAAGAGACUGACCCAGAUCUCCUCGGGGGAGACAGUCUACAACACGCAGCACGACCACAACUGACCCAAUCCCCCGAGCCCUUAAAUCCUCCCUCCCCACGAGCAUCCCACAUUCCUGUCACCCAGUUUGCCUCCAUGCCUGUCAAUCCACCAACGGUUUGCUUCAUUCUGUCCAAGGAACUCCCUUUAGUUCCUCCCACACUUUUCCACUGUCUUACCGUGCGUGCACAUUCAUGCAUCUGUUGUGUUUUUCUAUUCUUUUUUUUGUUGUUGUUGUUGCUGCUGCUUUGGAUUGAGCGCAAGGCGCUGGCGCCAGGGUUAUAAUCCAGCCUUAGCGGCACCACUACCAAACCCCAUGGCUCCUGACCCCAUGGCUAGCCAUCCUCACUUUUACGUGAUACUAAUGUGUCUGCGGAGGUGUGCACGCUCUGUCAAAAUGUAGUUUUGAAGGGCCUUUUUCGUCCCCCUCCCUCUUAGCUUCCCUUCAAUACAGACGGGCGGGCCUGUUCUCUGUAGGCAGAGACUUUUCAUGGUUGCAACACAGCAGCCUUAAAAUGCAGUAAGAGCGCUCCAUCACUCACAAGACCAAACUCGCCUUUCUUAUGCAUUCUUGUAUAUAUAAUUAUAUUUAUAUAUAUAUAUGUAUAUGUAUGUGUGUGAGGGGAGGUUUUAUUGAUUUCUUUGGGGUUUUUUUCUCCGGGUUUGUUUUUUGGUCGUGUUCAUGCAUGUGCCCCAGCGACUUGUCAUCGUUUUUUUGUAUGCAUAACCUUUUUGGUCCAUUUUGAGAUUAGGCAGCAUCAACAGCGGUGAUUGUUUUCUUGUUUUUUUUACCGCUUCGAUAUAGCUGACGUGUUUUGUUCUAGAAACAUCUGUAGAGUCUGUCUUGAAUGUCGGCAUGUCAUUUCCGAUAUGGUUUUGUAAAAGUCAAUAUUUUCACUACGCACAAAACACUACAUUUUCAUGUGACGAUCCAAAUUGGCAGUAGACGUGACUUUGAAGUCACUAAACACAUUGAAUGUUUUAAUUUACUUGAAUCCAUGCUUAUUUAUAAGUAAAAAUAGCCGUUUUUAAAAUCCCACCUUAUCUCUUGACUACAUACACUGGUAUUGCAUAUUUAAAACUGUACUGACUGUUCAGACACCUGCAAAAUAAGGAGAAAGACGGAAUCCUCAAGGGCUUAACGAGAUGUCCGUGUUAACGGUAGCACAGCUCCUUCCUGUUCCUUUAUGUCCCGUCUUUGCUGCUCUGCCAGCUCUUUAUCUCCAGUCUUCCUAUUGCUUCACUGAGACGCAAAAAUGCACCACAUCUCCCUCAUGCUCACAUCGUUGCCUAUGACUGGCAUCUUUUAUUUUGACAUCUCAUUCUCCUUCCUGCUAAUUGUGAAGUGAGUCUUUUUCUUGUUUUUUUCUGGGACAUUGAGAAGGCUUGCGGGCCUUUUUGAGAUUGAUUGGAAGACUACUGUGUGAAUGCAAAAAAACAUAGUGAUUUAUCUAUCUCUGCACCAUACCUACGUGUGUGUGUGUGUGAGUGAGGACAUGCCAAUAAUAUGUUUUCUUUUUUUCUGAUUGAGUAGAGCAUGGCAGACCUUGAUUGUUUUAGGUCAUUGUUCAUGGACUUUGCAUCCCACAUAUGGCUUCUGUGGGUUUUUUUCUCUAGAUGUGAUUUUGUAUUUAGUUUUUAUUUAAAUGUCACAGCAAGAUGGGGCGCAAAGACCAAUCUGUGUCCUCCUUUCUGAGGUUUCCAUGAAAGUUUUUCUUUGUUGGCUCAUCCACAUUUUAUCCUUAAGACAAUAGACCACUGUUUGAGUGUUUUCACGACUGCAACUAACAGAGUGCCUUUAUCCCAUUGUGGCAUGAAAACAUGUUCUUCUCAUCGCCGAAACUCAUCAUCCCCCCCCCCGACCUUACGGUAAAUCUAAGGAAAGCAGCAUUCCAGACAUUAAACCUCCACAGUUUCAACGGAUGCCAAGAACCAUAGGACUUCAAUGCGAAAUCAAAAAAAUAUACAAUUUUGUGUCUUAGCAAUGUUCUCUGUGACUGUCACCAAAUGGAUGUUUGUAUAUCUGUGAUUAUUUAUGAAUACAGUAUAUAAUGUACAGCAUGAUUUUUAUUUCAGUGUAUUUGAAAUGUACUUUUGCACUUUCCAGGUACUAAAUUGUAAGAAUUUGUUUUAACUGGGCUCCCUAGACUGUAUAAACUGCUUUGUAUACACAGAAGUGGAAAAUGAUCAUUAAAGUCUUGUCUAAAUUCAAAUAGUUUGUAUUAG